Mytilus trossulus (common blue mussel) is the source of this 7936-nucleotide messenger RNA. RefSeq lists its product as uncharacterized. NCBI's taxonomy places the organism in Eukaryota, Metazoa, Mollusca, Bivalvia, Mytilida, Mytilidae. The transcript is spliced from 25 exons. The record is from RefSeq and is a predicted model, not a curated record. Bases 96 to 7184 code for a protein of 2362 amino acids. Gene Ontology annotation, molecular function: microtubule binding.
ACAUGAUCUUAUGUCCUAUUUUGGAAUAAAGGAGAUAAGCUGGUACCUGCAUUUAAGUUGUGCCAUUUAAAGUGUGUUUCUACUAUGUUUUAAAUAUGGAGACACCUUUUUGUAAAAGGUUUGCCAAAAAUCACUGGAUUGCAGGAUUUAUUGAAUCAAGCAGCUUAAAACAUGACGGACCAGAGCAUUAUGGUACUAUGAAGGCUAAAAGAGGAAAGUAUAGAUUGAGUCCAAAUGAAGAGGCACAGCUAGUUAAAGAUGAAACUGAGAGAAGACGUAAACAGAGAAUUAUACAAGUAAGAGAACAGUCCAAGCAAAAUGCUGAAAAGAUAAGACAAGCUGUAAAACUAGAAAGAGACAGACAAGUUACUAAGUUGGCCGUAGAAUUACAGAAUCAGUUAGAACAAGAGAAAGAUGAAAAAGUUAGGAAGUUGGAGGCUCAGUAUGAAAAUUCAUUGAAAAGCAUAGGUCAAGGUCAUAAAGAGGCAGGUGAACAAUAUGACAGAACUGAAGAAAGGGAGCUUCUGCAGCAAGAAGAUAACAGAAGAGCUGAUGCAAGGGGAUCGGCAGCUAUGGACAAACUCAAAAGGGAAAGAAUGUUUCGAGAGUUUGAAGAGACAAAACAAAUAAAAGCAAGACAAGCUGCUUUAGAGGAAGAGAGAAAAAGAGCUGCUAUGAUAGCCUCAUUGCCACCACCUGAUCCUGAUCCACUUCUAGAUAUCAACAUACCAACAAAAAAACCUGUAAAGAUGACAGAUGUAGAUAAUUUUACCACAACACAUUACCAUAUUUUAGAACAAUAUUCCAUUGAUAAGGCUAAUUCUGUUACACAGGGUGAUGCUCGAGCAGCAGCUGAGGAAGAAGAGAGAAGAAUUAGAGAGAGAUCUCAGGAGUUAGUCAGAUUGAGUAAUGAUAGAAUGGCCAGGGCAAGAGUCAGACAUAAUAAUGCUCUGGAAAAAGAAAUACUUAGUCAUGACUAUGAUAAGAUGAUGAUGGACCUUAGUGAUUUACAGAGAGCAGACAGAGAAAGGAGGUUACAUGUAGUUGCAAACAUUCCAAAACAAGUUUUUGAGCCACCUCACAGAAGGAUAGAGGACAGAGAAGACCAUCAGAGAAAUUUAGAAACAGCAUUUGAAGACAUGUACAUGGCUCAAACAGAUUACGUAGGUGAUUUAAGUUUAGCAUUAGACCCACACCCACCUCCAGAGACGCCGUCUGCCACAGAAUCAUUAGAGGUAUCUAUGAUGACUGACGGAACACCUGUACAGGAACCUACAUUACCCAGAAUUCCACCUGUUCUUAAGGAUAUGACUAAUAUACCAAGAGCACCGGGAGAAAAGUCACCUGUGAAGAAGCCAGAAAAAGUGUUGAAGAAAUUAAUGAAUAAAAUCAAAUCCCAAAGAGAAGAAUGGAUAUCUAAAUCUAAUGUUGAUCUUGAUAUUCCUGAUGAUACUACAAUUAAGGUGCAAGAACCUGGUAGGAAUGAGUUUUCUCUAUCUAGACAUGUUCCUGGUACUCAGACAGAUGAGGUACCUACCAAGCUCAGUGCUCCUGAAGGUACAGCUGACAUAUCUGUUGACUCAGUUUUAGAACAACAGAAAGAGUUAGAUCCGAUAUUAAAUCUGAUGGCAUAUGGUACAAAUAUGAUAAACCAAAAACGAGUGCUAGAGGAAAAAUUGAAGGCUUUAGAAGGAGAGCAUGCUGCGUACAAACAAACAGCCCAAUUUAGACUACCUCAAAAUCAAGGCUAUCCUCUGGUACACACACAGCUAAUGAAUGGACAUGCUGCACCAAGAGAACAGAUGUCCUCGGGAUAUUCUUGGUCUGUACCCCAAAGUAUGCAUCAACCUCCAUUGUCAACUGGUUCCAUCACAGCACAGCCAUAUUUGACAACAGCUGGUACGGCCCAGCCACAAAUCCAACAACAGUACAUGUCAGCCCAACCACAAAUCCAACAACAGUACAUGUCAGCCCAACCACAAAUCCAACAACAGUACAUGUCAGCCCAACCACAAAUCCAACAACAGUACGUGCCAGUGCAGCAUACUGACAGAAUUGGUAUGACAGUAUCAGAACAACCAUAUCCCUUGCCAGUUACUCUGUUACCUAGGGAACCAGUUGUAGCAUCAUUACCAAAGCAGUAUAUUCCUUUGUCUCAUCGACAACAGGGGGACAUGCCCCAAAUGUCAACAGCAAAUAUGAGUAGUAGGAUGCAGCCUCCUACCUACACAUCAGCUCUCUCACAGAUCCAGACCCAGCAUGAAGCUGGAAGUUAUGGAGUGAGACAGCCAGCAGUCCAAUCACAACAACAAUAUGUUCCUCCUAGUGUAGCACCAGUUUCUGUGUUUAGUCGUGAGUCUGUUCAUCAUCAUCCUUCAUUGUCAAUGAGUUCAUUAUCUGGGUCAUCUGGAGAGUAUUAUCCACAAACUUUUCCUACACCAUCUCUCCCCAUUCCAUCCACAGUUGGCCUGAUACCAGUAACAUCCUAUGCUGCUCAACAAGACCAAACUAAAAAGAUCAAAGAUUAUCAACAAUACUUACUACAACGUCAUGAACAAAGUAAAAAAGUGCUGGCCGAUACCAGAGCUGAAAUUGAAAAAAGAAGACAGGAGUUACUUCAUAGGUUUCCCCAAUUGGCUGGUCAAUCGCCUGAAACCAACAAAGGAGAUGAACAACUCCAAGUAGUAAAUACCCAGGUAAAUAUUCCUCAACCUGCUCCUCCUCAGGUAACCCAGACAACUGCAAAAACAACAGAACUAUCACCAAGUAAGAACGCUAUAUCUUCACUUGUGACACAACUUGCCUCAGAUCCAUACUAUGCACAAAGAUUGGGACUCGGGAAAGAGAUAAACAGUAAACCAGAAGUUAGUCAGACUAAUAAUAAAUAUAAAGAUGUAAGAAAGUCUCUUCCUUUUGAUGAAUCUCUUCAAGAAUCACCUUACACUCAGGUUCAUGACUCUGGGGGUAAAUUUAGACAAACAGAAUUUGACUCUACAAUGGAAUCAGAUGAUAGGAGAGAUUUAGAUGAUACAGUAAUGUCAUCAUCUACAGACAGAGGGAGCCCAAAAUUACCAAUGAACGGAAGACGAUCAGCCCAGUCAACUGAAUCAGAUAUGGAUACAUCAGGUCAGAGUACAGGAAAAGAUCAAAAUGAAAUCUAUGAUAACAGACAACAGGAACUAAAGAAGCAAUUAGAGGAAAUCCAGAAACAGAAAGAGGCCAUAUUACAGAGGCAUGAUAUGGCACAUCUUAGACUACAUGCUGAACAGGAGAGACUUAAAUACCAGAUGGCAGAGGAGGAGAAAAGAUUGACUCCUGAUGUCACUUCAGAAGAUUCAACAACAGAGGUAGACACUGAUGAGGAAAGGAGAGGAGAAAUAUUAACAACUAAACACUUGAGAGGGCCACCACAGAAACAAAAAUUAAAUCUUCUUGGUGAACAUAGACCACAUGAGCUUAGUACCAUACAGGAGGUAGAUACUCCAAGGAGUGCACAGAGAUCGUUAGAAUCUGGGAAGCCAAGCCUUUCAUCUAGUGGUAGUUCAUUGUCAAGAAGAUCACUGGAUUCCUACCAGAUGUCUACAGGAACUAUCCCAGAGGAGAAGGAACCCCAAGAACAGUUUGUCACACCCACUUAUCGUAGGACGGCAGAGGAGACUGGAUACCAAACUCAACAAAUAGAACAGAUACUGGAAAGAGCUAGAGAGUUUGACCCCAGUGUUGUAGACAGACUUAAGCAACAAACCAAUGAUAUAUUUGCCAAUAUUGCUACUCCCCCACAGAAAGGAGGCACCCCAGGGAGUAACUUGUCAUUAUCGAUGGGAUCACUAACUCCUGAUUCUUUAUCAACAGGUCCCAUCAGUGACAGUAAUGUAUCUACGCAGUAUAACUCUCCUUCAGAUGCCCCAGCUUUUAAGAUUGUCAAUCAAAAAGGAAAAGACAAUAGCCGAAGUGACAGCUCAUACCGUAGCGGAAUGUCAUGGGCUGAUGAAUUAUCAAGCUACAGUGGACAAUAUCAUUCCAUGAAGAUGGACGACAGUAGUAAAACAUCAGCAGAUUCUAGACUGGAACCAGGUUCUAGGGUGCUUAAUUCUUCUAGUCAGGAAAAACUCAACCUUCAAGCAAUGGAUGUUAAAAGACCAAGUAAAAGUCCAGCAGACAGGAAAUAUGAUGUAUUUCAUAUGAAAAUAGAACAUCCAAACAUAGAAAAACCAGGCAGCCAAUUCAUCUUUAAGCAAGCAGAUGAAAGUAUUUCUUCUGAUUCUUCCAGUAGGUUAAAUAUACAAGAACUGUCAGAAAUAACCCCAUUAGAGAGAUCAAAUAAACAAGGGGAACUUUCUCAGUAUCCAUUACUUGACAAAUCUGGACAGACGGAACAGUCUUCCAGUGAUGAUCGUUCAAGGGGAUAUACGUCAAGUUCUGCUGUGAAUGAAUCGUCUGCUAGAGAAUCACCAUUGGGUGGUGCUGAAGACAAUGUGGAAGACAGCAAACUUCUAAGGACUGGUGAAAGCUUAGCAUCAACUGCUACAUCUGCAAGUAGCUACAUGGAUUUAGAUGCUGUGAGUGGAAUAAAUAGACCUUUUGAUUUCAUUGGUCAAUUUAAAUUAACUGGAAGAGAUCACUCUGUGCCUAAUUCAAGUGAUGAUUUAAUAGAUCUUGAUUCCAGCAAAUAUACAGAAAAGGGUGGUUUUACCAGUACACCAUACACAACAGAUGAUAAGAUAUCAUCACAGCUAUUGUCAGAACCAUCUCAGUAUGAUUUGACUCCAGGAGACAUCCAAGGAAGAAGUGCAGCUAUUCCUCAACAAUCUUUUGGCAUUAGUUCAAACCGAACUCCUGCAUUUGUUUCAAGAAGUGGUGAUUUUGGAUCUGAUUUCUCUGAUCAGGGUUCUGGUGAAAAGAAAGUAAGUGGCACGUUAAGUCAGUAUAGUUUAAAAUCUGAAACACCAGGAGUUACUCUGAUUGGUAAAGAACUAAGUCAAUACACCAUUGGGUCAGAAAAUGUGUCACCACUUAGUCAAUAUAGUAUUGAAACCACAGAAAAUAUUUCCCCUGAUCCAGCAAUUAAAUCUUUAUCCCAGUAUAGUUUGGAACCUUCUGCUAGCCAUGACAUCAAAGAUGAUUCCUCUCUUAGUCAACAUAGUCUUGAUCCUUCAAGACAAAUAUCUGGCUUCAGCUUAUCAAAGGGAGAUAAAUCCAUGACACAAUACAGCUAUAGCACUGAUUUAACUGCAGAGACAACUCAGUCUUCAGGGCGAGAUCAUGUUGAUGGACAUUUAAGUCAAUAUUCGCUCCAAACAAAUGAAAAAUCUUUAACCCAUGGACAGCUAAGUGACUCAGAUUUAAUGCAUACUUCAAAAAUGCCUUCUACAGAUAAUUUGUCUCUCAGUCAGCAUGCUCUAGAUUCUACAAAUGAUGACAAUGACAGCAUUGUAGAGAAAAAAUUUGCAAAUUUAGACAAUUUGAUAAAGGAAUCACGAGAUCUCAUUGCAAAACACAAGAAGUUAAUCACAAAAAACAAAGAUUGGGAAGAGCAAUCAACAGAAUCGACACCUGAGAGGAAAAAUGAAAAUCAGAAUAGAAACAAUAACAAUUUGAUUGAAAUGAUGGGCCUGAGAUUAGAGCCAGAAGUGAUAUCAACAAAGAUAGAUACAUCAGAGUCAAGCUUUAAUGUGACAGAUGAUGUCAGUCCAAUGAUGAUCACAGCUUCUAGUGCUGAUAUGACACAGGACCACUUCAAGACAGCUGAUUCUCUCUCCAUAGAUAAUAGUGUAGGACACAAGUAUGGAGAUUCAGCUCUUUCACGGUUGUCACAGCUUGACACUACAGCAGGUAUUUCUGAUGAACCAGACCUGACAUUGGUUACAGAGAGUUCUGAAGUCAGCAUCAAUCAAGAAGGACAACUCACUCAUCGAUCAGAGUGUAGCAAUAAUGAUGAUUCAGUAUGGUCUUUUGAACAACAUGAGCAAAGUGCCAGAAGUUCUCCAGAUAUAACAGAGAAUGAUUUUCCUGAUUUAGGUGAAGAGGAGGACCACUCAGGCUUAGCUGGUCAGACAUUACAAGAAUCAUUUGAUAGAAGACAGCAAUCAAUGUCUUCAGUGAAAAGAGAUGCAGGAGAAGAUGUGGUGUUUAGAGCUGUUCCUGUUGUAGUCAGUCCAACCUUAUCAUUCUCUAUGAAGUUAAAUUCUGAUAUCAAACCAAAGGCACCUUUAACAUGGGCAUCAGAAUUAUCAGGGAAACAAGAAUUACCUGUUUUAGCAGCUGGUGCAAAGCCUAGUUUUAAACUUGCUGAACCAAAGCAUGUAGCUAAGAAAGAUUCAGAUAAUAAGAAAUUUGAGAAGCCAGCAACAGCAGUAUCAAAUUCAAAGUCAUCAGGAAAUUUGAAUCGUGCUCUUCAGCCUAGAAGUGCAGGAUCUGUCCCAUCAAUUUCAUCAUCAAGUGGUGAUGAGAAAUCUCUAGUACAUUCUAAAUCUGCUGGUAUUAUUAGUCUUGGAGAUUUCUUAAAAAGACAAGUUUCAAGUGAAGAUGACAGUACAGUACAAUCUGAAUCAUUUUCUCAGAAAAAUAACUCUGCUUUGGUAACAACAAAGAAUAAACCAGGACCUAGCAUCAAUACUAAACCAGCUUCUGUGAGUAAACCUUCUCCGUCUUUCUAUGGUAAGGCAAAGGAGUCAUCAAAAGGAUCAUCUUAUAGCAUAGGGAAGAAGGCAGAAACAGGAACCAGUUCAAGUGGGAAACCAGGAAUAUAUGGGAAAUCUCAGGGAGCCAAACCAGCUGUGAAUUCUCAUAUGUCCAAAACAUUGUCUUCAUGGAAGAAAAGCAGAGCUGUAAAAUCAUCAGGGCCUCCUCCACCACCGAAACAAUCUUCUCAUUUUCCCAAUGGAGUUACAGAAUUCCCUAAACCAAGUUCCAGAAGUGAAGAAGAUGAAGCUUAUGAACGUCGUAUGAGGGCAUACAACCCUCGAUUGUUUAGAUUACAAAAUAGACUGGGUAUAGAGGAACCUGAGGAAACCCCAAGUGAGGAGAAAAAGAAGAGUCCAAAGAGUAGAGAGACAACAGAGGAAAAACAAAAAAGGGCAGCAGCUAGUAGAGAUAAAGUCAAAGAAUUCCAAAAGCCAUCAAGAUUAUUUGAUUCCAAAUCUACGUCAAAAAUCCCUGUUUUAAGAAGCUUCAGGAAAACAUGAGAAAGAAACAACUACAGAAAAAACAGAGCUCAUGACCAAUUAGAUAAGGAUUGUCACAUUGGGAAGGAGAGAAAAAACAAUAUAGAUAGGAAAUAUAUGUCUGUAGAAAAGUACUCCUAAUAUCAAAUUAGAACAAGUUUUCUGUUAUUCACAGCAUAGAACAUACCUGAUAUGUAUAUUUCACAGAGAAUCUGUAACUGGUUUUUUUAGUUUGGUCAUUCGACAUGUUAGGGAAAUUAGAAGCUUGUAUAGUUGUACUAAAAAUGUUAUUUAUUAAUGUAAUUAAGAUUAGUUUUUAUAUCUUGCCUGAAAUACUAUUUGUAAUAUAUUGAUUUUUGGAUAUGAUAGUAACUUUUGAUGGUUUUUCAUUAAAAAUGUAUUUUUAUAUCAGAUGACUUGUAAUACAUCAUGGUUAUAAAAACAAGAACCAAAAAAAGAAACUUUUAAUUCAGUUUUAUUUAAAUUUUUCUUACAUUUAGUUAAUAAACUAUUUAGUCAUGAAGUUUUUACUCAUGUUUAAAUCUGAUCAGUUUAAAAAGACAUAUAAUAUGUUAAUUGUAAAUUUAGCUUACUUAAUAAUUUUAAUGGCACAUAGACUAAUAGAUUGUGGAAUGAAGCUAAAUUAGAAUUUUUAGUGCUGUAAUUUAUUUUUGUAUAAAGACUGCCAGAAGGAGUGUGUUGAUUCUGUGAUAUUAUGAUAUAGAUACAUGUAUUGGUAUUUUUAUAUGCGAAAUAAAAAUUUAAAACUGAAA